CUGCCGUGAAGCGUGUUCUAUCAUUGGUCGUCUCGUGCAGUUAUUGCGCAACAGUAAGAGAGCUCGUCGUUUGUUAUCUGCAACGUGUUUACGUGUGCUGUUCUUCAAAGUCAUCUGUCACCUAUGACGUGUUCGCGUCGCCCUUUCCCUGCGCUGUUGAGCUGAAUACGACGCAAGCACGCCACUUUCUCGUCGCAGCUCACACCUCAUGUGGCUAGUCGAACGCGCACCGCAUCGACGACACACUUCUAUCGACAAGUGCGUUGCCUGUAUCUGUGAGAACUCUUAUUCCGUGACGAGGCAGCUGCUGUUUUGGCCGCACUUCCACCAAUGAACGACACCACGACUAGCCAUCCUUUGUGAAGAUAUCGAUAAAGACAAGUUUCGUCGGUAUGCGCGAGCCUGCAUAUCAACGCGCGACCGGCUGCAAGGUCUUCUGCUGACAAAGACUAGGAAGUGCGCUUUCCUGGCCAGUUAUUAGUAGGGUCGUGUCGUUAGGGCGCCGAGCUGACUUGUGUCGCCAAAUGUGCGGACAUCUACUUCAACGAGCUUUGGAAGAUUUGCAGCAAAAGUGACAUCGAGGUGGGCAUCCCGGCACGUUGCCAGCUUGCGCUUGACGUCUCGGAAAGCAGUCAGUUUACAAGAAGCCUAUCGAAAGAGGGGUACAGCCGACUGUUAAAACCGGUAAAAUUUAUUUAAGGCAUUUGACCUACGUCUAACAUGUGUACGACACCUCCCUCCGUCAUAUGCAGCUGCGUCAUCAGUUAGUAACCACUCCCUUCCUUACGACUUGCACAGUGUCAAAAAUGACACGCUUUUCCCAGUCAUCCUUGAAAAUACAGCAUCUUCUUCAACGUCUGCUGACAACGCAUCCAACGUGCCAUGACUGUGCGAAAAGGAAUGCCAGCGAACACUGCCUGUUAUCUGCUAGCGAUCAUCGUAGCCUGCUUUAGCGUCAAGCACAACAGACGGCUCAUUUUAACGGCAACCUAGAAAUAUUGACAGAGGCUGCUUGGACGUCGUCCUAUCUCAACUAGUGAAAGAAACUCGUAUGAUGGUGUGCUGUGCCUUCAACGGGAAACGGUGAACAAUUGCUAGCGUCCAUUAGAGCAAAUGCAAUCGACGUGUCGUAGGACAGAAUAGCCAGCCGUGAACUAAACAGGUGACAUGGCGAACCGGAAGGCGCCCGCCUCGGAAAAUGGCGACGAAGCCAAAGUACAGCGGCUUCUGGUGGCGCUCAGGGUGCGGCCCAUACUGCCAUCGGAGGUGGACAAAGGACUGACGUGCAUUGCUCACAAGAUCGACGACAAGACCGUGCUGUUGGUGGACCCGCAGAGCUCCGAGUCCACCGACAAAAGCCGAAACGGCAGCAGCCAGCGAAAGGUGGUCAGCCACCGGUACACCUUCGACUGGACACUGGACGAGAGAAGCUCCCAGGAGGAAGUAUACCGGCAAGUCGGCAAACCUCUGGUCGAGAACCUAUUGCAGGGCUUCAAUGGAGCAGUCUUUGCAUACGGAGCCACGGGUGCCGGCAAGACUUACACCAUGGUCGGCACCGACAAGAGUCCCGGCCUCAUGGUGCGGGUGUUCGACGACAUCUUCCAGUUCGCCAAGCAGAACGACGCCACCACGCGUACCAGUGUGCUCAUCUCGUACAUGGAGAUAUAUAACGAGAACAUCCGUGACCUGCUCAACACUUCCAACAAUUAUCUGGAGCUUCGCGAAGACCCCAUGGGUGGCAACCAAGUCCUGGGACUCUCAGAAGUGGAAGUCACCAACUCUUCCGAGGUCCUACGGCUUCUGCAGAAGGGAAAUAAACGUCGCACCGUGGAGCCGACGGCGGCCAACCAGACGUCAUCGCGGUCGCACGCCCUCUUGCGGGUCUCCAUCCGUCAGUCAAGAAAAGACGUCUCCGAUGCGGAUUCGGCUCGACACCGCGUCGGCAAGCUCUUCAUGGUCGACCUGGCCGGCUCCGAGCGAGCCUCCAAUACCAAGAACACCGGUAUGCGGUUGAAGGAAGGAGCGCACAUCAACAAAUCUCUCCUAGCGCUCGGCAACGUCAUCAACGCCCUUGCCACACGGAACCCCAAGUACGUCAACUUCCGCGACAGCAAGCUGACACGGCUGCUGAAGGAGGCGCUGUCCGGCAACUGCCGCACCGUCAUGGUUGCCCACAUAUCGCCCGCAUCGACGCAUUACGACGAGUCGCGCAACACCCUCGUCUACGCCGAGAGGGCGCGAAACAUCACCAACAAGGUCCGCUGCAACCUGGUGGACGUGUCGCACCACGUGAAGCAGUACCAGAGCAUCAUCACCGAGCUGCGACAGGAGAUCCAGAAGCUCCAGGACAGGAUAGAGAUGAACGACUCCGCGGCGUCCAGGGAGCCUUCGUCUCCCUCGGUGACAACCUCCCCGGACGACGCGCCGGAUGACAACAAGAUGGCCGCGAACGGCGCCAACGGACACAACGGCAACAGGUCUACGGAUGACGAAGAAGAGGCGCAGCGACACCGCGCCGCUAACGACGAGAAAAACGACGGCAGCCAUAACCACCACCACCGGGAAGAGCAGAGGAGGGCCGACUCGGCCUCCAGGGAGCGCCACCAGCACAACGACAGGGCUGACGCCGACCGGGAGAUCCGCGAACUACGGGCAGCGCUCAUGGACGCCUUCAACCGGCAGAUGGAAGUCAGACGCAAGAUGAUGGAGAUCGACAACUUCCUGCUCGCACUCAGCACCGACCUCGAAAAGCUCAGCAUCGUCAUCAACCAAUGGGAGACCCAAAAGGUCAAGUAUGAAGCGACGGAAAGCGAAGGUUCCCCGGAAGAGGAACCAGGCUACAUCCGGCAAGCCUGGGAGGACAUCGAGUACAUCCAGGGGGAGCAGCAGAAGUUCCUUGCCAUGCGCGAAGACGUUGAGAAGGAGUUCGAAGAGGCCAGGGAACACACGUACAGGCUCACAGAGAAUUUGCCAAACGUGGCGAGUUCUGAAGAGCAGCGUGAACUCCUCAGGUUACUGACCCAAGUCCACAAACUCGAAGUGGAAAAGAUCGAGAUGCAGACCGACCAACUGAUCAGAGAGCACGAGUUGAGGCAGCGGGACCUGAUGAUAGUGCGGUACGACCGCCAACGGUUGCUGUGCGACGAGAUCAUCGGCAAGCAGAAGGUGCUCAUUGACGAACUGUCUUCCGGAAUGCGACGCCGAAAAGCGAGAAAUGCCCAAGCCACCAGGGAACUGAACGAACUGUAUCGCAUCUACCAGCAAGAAAUUCAUGACCUGAGCACGGGUCGAGACUCCGUCAUGAAACACUUGAACGUGAAUCCUUACCGGCCAAACUCUGUCCUGGGCCUCCGACCUCUCGGCUCCAGCGAGAGCAUGUGGGAUUUGAGCCACAUGGAACCUCUCCGGGAGGAAGACGACCGCGUUGAAUCCCAAGGCGUUCCCCUGUCCAGUCAGAGCGACAACGUGGCGGUCAGGAGACACGAGGCUCUCCGCGCUCACCGAGACGCCGGAGGAGGAGGAGGAGGGGCAGUCGCAGGAGCGAGGAGAGUACGGACAACCCGCCACGGCCAGCACCACGGCGCCAACGGGAGCAGCGGCGGGAGCAGCGACAGUGUCUCCGAACCGCCGCACACACCCGGAAGUAGUCUGCUGUCACACCUGCCUCCCGUGGAGUUGACCAACUAUGUCAGCCAUCGAGAAGACAUCGAGGAGAGCACGAGGCGCAUUUCCAGUCUGGCCAACCAGAGGAGGUUCUUACGCACCGCCGAGCGCUCGCGUAGCCAGUUGUUCGAAAGUACGUCGCCGGGAACUCCGCAGGUGCGCCGCUACGUGGGUUCCAACGGAAGCUCCGUGGCGUCGUCUGCCCUCGCCAACGGCACGUCGUCUGCUCUGGAUCGGAGGCUGCUACAUCCGGCCUACCGAAGGGACUCCCUUGAGUCUUUGCCGCAGCUACAUGACGGCUACCGCAGGACCCCGAGGAAGAAAGAUGCGACGCUUCGCUACCGCGUCCUGCGAACUGUCGGCAGCGGCGCGGGCCGGCGGCCUCUGCCGGCCAGGACUGCGACGGCCACCGUGAGGCAAGGCACCCGCGGUCGCAUCACGCUGCAAGACGUGCUCCGAUUCUACGUGGAACGCUGAACCGCGUAGCCGCAUCACGCUGCAAGACGUGCUCCGAUUCUACGUGGAACGCUGAACCGCGUAGCCGCAUCACGCUGCAAGACGUGCUCCGAUUCUACGUGGAACGCUGAACCGUGCAUAGGUGUGUGCGCGUGGGUGCCCCACCGACGUCGGAAUUCGGCGGGAUCCUUCCCCUGGCUACGCCCGUGGGUGCCACCGGAGGCAACUUUGGGGACAGUGACCGCUAAAGAAUGUGAGCUCUGCCUCGACGCAGGGCCAUAAGACUGCUGCGCCCCGCAGAAAUGUUCUGAGCGUUCCCGUGCAAGGUAUUCAGCAUGUCGCGUGUUUGCAGGGCCAGGUAUGUACAACAUGUGUGGUUAACCCGACACAAUCCACGCGUACAAGGCGCUCUGCUGUAAUGCUAGACUUUGCGGAUUAAACCCCCCUCCCCCCCCCCCCCCACCCCGCGAAAUGUUCGCAAGCUACUCGGCAGUGAUAAGUGGGAUAGUUGACUUUCCGUGCAUUAGAAACGUACUGCUUUCUAUCUGUGGCUUAUGGCCAUUAUGGUACGCCGGUGCUGCUGACGUGCGACGAUUGCAGUGCUUUUCUCAAACGACACAAGAGCCAAAGUUCUGGAUCAAGGUUCAAGCAAAAUAGGCCAGAAGACUUGAGAAACGCAUUCUUACAGUAGAAAUUCCGUCCAGUUUGUAUUACACAGUACAGGUGCCAUGUGGCAUCAACGUGACAUGGUGUACAGUCAUCUCCGCCCGAAUUCGCACGGCGUGCGAGUGGUCUGAAGUGCUUCGCAAAGGUUUUCCUAGUCAUUCGACCUUGCGAAACGCUGCAACAUGCUUUUGCAGUACUUUUUUCUGACGCAUUGUGCUGUAACGUAGCGUUGAAACACAAAGUGUACACGAAUUUAACCGGUCGGAACGGUUCUCUGUGUAGCCGUUCUGAAUUACGGAUGUAAUUAUAAAUGUAUAUUCUGCUAACGACAGUUGUUCAUUGUUUGUCCUUAAGUGUUGUAUUGUGCUCAUGAACGACGAUAACGUAUGCCUUCAUGAGGUCAUGAGCAUUGAAUUGUUAGUAGAAAACCACUACUCGAGUUCGGCCUACGCUUGGCAAUUCCCCGGAUGUAUCUGUAUAAACAUGUCGUCUGUCAGGGACGGUUCUAGUUCGCAUGGCCCUUGACCUAAACUGGCGCUGAAGUGAAACAUGAAGUUAAACUGUAUUCAUAAAUUAUGCUUCUUCUAUAGCGCUACUGUCACUCUUAUCGCGAGUGAAGGUAUGGUAAGUCGGUAAAACGCAAGAACGGAAAACGGAUGGCAGCGUCUUUCUGAACUUCCCGUAUACCAGCUUGCCGCAAUGUCAUGGAUAUCUAGCAGCGUCUGCUCCGGUCCAGGUAAUAGCGUAUCAGUGAAGAAAAAAAGACUUCUUUGCAUUCUGAACAAACAAUAUAGUCAGCCUAAUGAGAUUCGAUCGCGAACGUUUCUGCACCAAAACUGGCCCGUGUACAAGAAAAAAUGUUUAGCUUAUUGAUGUCACACGGACGCAUCCGCGCUCUGGUUUCACGGCGAGAUUCAAGAAAGAGAGUCUUCGUUUUGUGCAGUAAUGUUCCUAAAUAGAGUUGGGAAGGCACAGUCCUCUAGUGUAAAUUGGUCUAAUGUUUCUCUUUAAUGUCUCUCUGUAAUCGAUUGGGAACCUCUCGAGUCUGCUCCCUCCCUGCGAACAGUCAACAAAAACACUAUGCUUUAAAGAGGACAGGAUUUUGUAUGCUUCACGACGUUCGAAUGUCAAUUUCCGGCUUAGAGUAUUGUAAUUAGCUGCUUUCUGUAAACACGUACUGAAUCCUUCCCUACAGUGAUUGGACCACGGUGCAACUACAAUAAAAAGAAAAAAAAAAGACAGAGCUCGUUUCGGUCGCUCCAGUGAUCAUCGUGUUCAGACAUCCUGUUUCAUAUCAGCGCCUAGACACUCAUCCCCCACUUACAAUUCGCGUGUGAAUAUCACUCGAUUUGUUCUGAGACAACGGUUAUAUAUUUGUUCCCGGAUGGACAUCGGUGAGUCCUCCUGUCCGCUUUCGGGUCGAAAAUUGACUGCCAACAAAGAGUAAAGCAGCACGAACCAUGGGAGUUCAGUGCUAUCAUCAGAAACUGUUCAGUCGCUAACUAGGUAAUCGCACGGCCAGCUUUUUAACAUCCAUUUUUUUUUCGAUGUCAAGCAGAACGCAAUAAGAAAAUGGCGGAAAAUGGCGCUGUACUUGCAUCUGGGGCAACUUGGUUAAUCAUUUCUUGAGCUAGCUGUGGCUGACAGCCAUUGUUUAGCAAUGCAGGUGUCUUGUUGCAGCACAGUAGUAAGGGUAUGCGAAUAUUUUAAGAAACGUAAGUUGUCUUCAAGAACUCGUAUGGCUCUGUCAGCUGGUCGUAACUUGCAAAGGCCCGCUAAGGAGUUAGACCAUCCGGGGAGCACGUGAUCAGCUUCCCUGUCUGCUCCUUCAUUCCUUGUCUGAGUUUCUCCCGCGUUCGUGACUUGAGUGACGGUUCCUUAGAGUUACUUAUUUGUUUGGUUUUAAUAAAUUCUUUCAAUUCUGAGCAGCGACGUUCUUGGUUCUCUUUUUAUUGUGCCAUGCUUGGCGUCUAAGACAGCACGAUGAAUCGGCACCGAAUAAGGAAAAUUUCAGUUCUUGACAUCGCCUGUUCUGAACAUACAAGUGAACGAAAUAAACAUGUGUCUCAGCAUCAGCCUUCCCUUGUAUAACGCCGUGAACCUAUGUGAUUGCAUUGAAAGUAUUCCUUACCGAAAUCGGUUUCCUUGUACAGCGCGGCUUGGCCGCUGAGUCCGCAUAUCGUUGAUGCCUUGUGUUGCGAUGCUGUGCUGUGUGCGUUACGUUGUGAAACAGCACUGUUGUUCUUUAAGUGCGAAGGUGGCUAAUUGCCGACUUGGUGCAUCAAGCUACGGGACCAAACGUAGCCUUUCUAUUGGAAGAAGAAAAAAAAUAAACUUCCUGUUUUCGUUGGGCCUCGUGACCAUGGAGUUUCCUACGCAGAUCACUAGAGGGAAAUACGGCACUGAAAUCUCAGCCCUAGUUAAAACCAGAAUCAGCACAGAUUGAAGGUGUACAAUGUGACAUGACUUCGUUGUCACGGCUCAUUAGAGCUUCUUCAGCUAUUAUGCUUACGGUCAUCACAACGUUUGCCUUGUAGUAGUAAAUGACUGUUACGCUCACAGCCAAUGUAUUAUAUUAAGUAUUUGCCAGCCGUUAAGUAAACAGUGGCACUUUCGAGCUUCGGUGGCGCCCAAUCUCUAUAUUGAUGUUGUGUAGCACAGAUCAUGCGGAAGAUCUCUCACUUUUUAAGUAAAUAGAUAGGUUGGUUUUUAUUUAUUUAUUUAUUUAUUUAUUUAUUUAUUUAUUUACUGAAGCCCUGAGCAGCCUAUGAUAUCAGUGGCAUUGAUACAACGUAGAACAAACUUCAACGAGAGCAAUAUUAUGUUAAAAUUCAGGACGUCAGGUCACCUACAGUAAUGAUCGUAAGAAAAGGGCACAUCAUUAAAAAACAAGCACUUGUAGAAAUUGGAGGGUGAAUGAGUAUAAUCGCAAACAGACAACAAAUUCGUGAUGAAACAAUGAGUUUCGAGCACUUUUAAUCUGAAGAGUUCGGAGUCGGUAGGACGAAGUUCAGUGCAAAUCUGCAGCCACAGCCCGCCGCUCCCGUACCGGUCUUUAAACAGCCAUAAUUUCCCACUAGUGUUGAUGGCGUGAAACUCCAUGCUUGCGACCAGUGUUUGUACUCUAGUAUUUGUCAGCAGGCAAUAAACAGGUUGGCGUUA
Dermacentor andersoni is the source of this 7947-nucleotide messenger RNA. Its product is annotated as kinesin-like protein KIF19. The record is from RefSeq and is a predicted model, not a curated record. Gene Ontology annotation, molecular function: ATP binding; microtubule motor activity; microtubule binding. NCBI's taxonomy places the organism in Eukaryota, Metazoa, Arthropoda, Arachnida, Ixodida, Ixodidae. Gene Ontology annotation, biological process: microtubule-based movement.